Molecule: messenger RNA, 14867 nt
Organism: Varanus komodoensis (Komodo dragon)
Lineage: Eukaryota; Metazoa; Chordata; Lepidosauria; Squamata; Varanidae
Gene: PTPRB
Product: protein tyrosine phosphatase receptor type B
Exons: 31
Coding region: 3772-9444 (1890 amino acids)
Biological process (GO): protein dephosphorylation; angiogenesis
Molecular function (GO): cadherin binding; protein tyrosine phosphatase activity
Source: RefSeq, a predicted model, not a curated record
GUGAUGCUAAUCACAUCAGAUUCAGUUUGAUAUAAAAUGAACAGAAAUGAACUUUGAGAUGGCCUGACAAAGAAAAUUCUUAACACUUUUCAGUAUAUUCUUUUUUUAAGUUGGUGGGUACAGAACCAAUCUUCACCUUGUUAACAUCAGGUCGUAAGAACAAUCUCCCAUAGCAAGGUGUGCAACUAGCUGGAUCCCAUUAAAGGAUAUGGUUUGUAAUCUCAAAAAGCCUUUGUAAUCAGACCUAGAAAUGGAUUUGUUAAAAAUGUCAUAGUGAUUAUUGUGCUAGUAAGCUCACAUUAACAGUUCCUAUUGACUUUAAUCAUAAACUUUUUAGGAAGCAGCUGGGCAGGUUCAUUCUAAUUUAGGCAUCUUUCAUACCUGGAUACUUUUUUUGCACAAGAAACUUUAGUGAUUUUGCUGAUACAUAUCCGAAUGAUUUUCUUGUUUUCAAAUAAUGCAGUUAAAUAACACUGCAAAUCCACAAUCUGUACUUCCUACACAUAUAAAAGCGAAAUCACGCAUGGAAACUCAUUUAAGCUGUAACCUUUCCACACUUACCUUGGAAUAAGCCCAUUGAAUGCAAAGGAAAUUGCAUUAUGUAAGAGCAAGUGAUUAUUAUACUUUUUCAAGGAAAUGUAAUUAUCCUGAAGCAUAUUUAAAUAACCUGCUUAUGCAUGUUAAAUAUUAAUUGACAGAAAGUGUUAGUUCAAGAUUCUGUCAUAUGGUAAUCUUAUGAAUUAUCCUAUAAAGACACACACCUUAAUGGAACAAUCCUAUGCAUGUUUGGACAGAUAAAGGUUCUGUAAUUCCCAGUUUACUCCAACCAGCAUAGCUGCUGGAGGGGAUGCAGUGAUUUCCCUUUUAUUUAUUUUUUCCUGGCCAAGUGUAGAUAGGGUUAGGGUGCAGGAUUUCUCCUUUAUGCUGUAAUAUAUCUGAUGCAAGCUGAAUAUCCCAAAGUGACUAUUUCCACAAGGUAUUUUCUUGUCAAUACCAACAAGGUGGGUGACAGAUGCUCUCAGGAUGUUCUCUUACAACAAUAUCAUAAUAAAUGUAAUGUCUGACAGCCAGGCAAAGCCACCGUUAAACUAGUACAAGGGGAUGGUUCUUUAAAGAUGACGGUAGCAAAAUGUUAGUUCCAUUGGGCUUGCAACAUCAUUUUACUAGCUGAAUGAUGAGUGCUCAAGGUAAAUAUUCACAGUGCACAGUGUUGUUUUUCACAACUGAAAUGCUACGUUAUUGCAAAUAUUUUGCAUUAGAUUUGCAUUUGUAUCUCGUUUUUCAUGUUUCCUGGAAAUUGUGUUCUAUGAACAGACAAGGUGACGAAUGGAACAAUUUUCAUUAAUACUCUUAUUAUGAACUGUUAGAAGGAAAGAAUUUAAACUGCAAAGUAGAUACCUUUUCAGCUUGCCAAUGUUUCAUACAUUUCAACGUAACACGCAAUGACCCAAGUCCCGAUAUUGCUGUUCUUGGAUUGCCAAGCAUUGCAGCUGAUGGAAACCAAUCUAACUAAAAGUUAAUAUACAGAUUAAGGGAACUGGCUCAAAGACAGUUAUGGGACUGUUCAUAUGUAACCCUAACCCACCAUGGGAUAACAUUGCCAUGGAGCUUAGCAGAACCUGCUGGGUACCAUUUUGAAUAUUCAAGCAGUGGCACUCCUAGUAUAGUGUGAAGCUGGUGCCAAAGGUCGUUGAAGUGGGGAUGCCCUCAGAUAAUUAUAGCUUGUUUUACAGGAAUUUGAAGGUAGAACAUCCCACAACAGCAGGUUCACAUGAGACAACAAACCACAGUCUCCAUGCAACGCGUAUGCUUAGCACAACAGAACAGCUGCUCUCACCACAUCAAGCCACACUGGGCUUUGAUGUAAAUUGCCCAGAGAGCUUUGGUUAUGGGCAGUAUUGAAAUGAAAUAAAUAAGUAGUGAUAAUUGUGUUGUGUGAGCCAGGUCACUGUCUUUUAGCAUAAGGAGGUCUGUGUUAGGACAUCUUUCCAGCCUCCCUGGUACCCUCGUGGUGUGUAGGGCUGCAACAUCAUUCUCAGGGAGCAUGGCCAGUUACCUUGCUGGAUGUGGAUCGUGAGAAUUGUAGUCCUACUUACCUAUCUGGAAGCUGGCUGCCAGGCACUGGAAGGCAGUCUCUAUAACGAGUGUCGGGAAAUCUUGAUUCAGUGGAAAAGAGAAUAAGUUGCAGCUAAAGGUAUGCAUUUUCAUUACAUUGCGGGGACGGGGGUGAAUUCCCUUAGCCAAUAUUGAACAUGUGCAUUCUAAAAUAGUGCCAUGUUAAGGGUGAAUCACGUAUUAGUGAUAUUAUGACAAAUUAUUGUUUAUGUUCUUAAAUGUUGUAGGACUUCACAUAAUCAAAAGUGAAUCUGCAAUCCUAUACAUGGUACCAUGGGAGCAGGUUGCAUUAAACCAGUGAGGCCUGUAUGAGAUGCUACUGUAAAGCAUUUUUAUUUGAGAUCAAAGAGUUUGUAUAAACUAUGCAGAGACACAGACAUCCUGACAUUAUGUAAAAGCAAUAGCUUUUGUGAUUUGGCUGUAGUCAAUUAAUUAUAUGAUCUGGAUGCAGUCUAUUAAUUAUGUGGAAGACUAAAGAUAAAAGGCUAAUUCCUUGUUCUGAGGCCACUUCAGAUGCAGUGCCAGGAAGCAGGAUAGAAACUGAAGUAAUAAGAAUACCCUGUACAAGUGAAGUGGGAUUCUUAUUCUUACAUCUUUUCAAAAAGUACAAUUUUAAUACAAGUUUUCCAAGUAUGUUCUCUUACUUAAAUGUCAGUUUCUGUAGCUAGACUAUGCUAAGACUCUCUAAAGUAUCUUCAUAGAAAUAUUUUAUUUCUAUGAUAUAUCUGUAUUGGACAAUUGCCAGUCAAGAACUGUGUAACAACGUAAAUGGUUUUUUAAGUGUUUGUUUCCAGCUCUGUCUUUUCAGGCCAGGCACUUCCCAAGCUCAUUGUUCCUUUGUUCUAACGGAUGUGCAUGUGCGGAGCACUGACUGUUUUGUGCUCUGGCCUAGAUAGAUUAGAUAAAGUCUGAAUUUCUGAACUUCGCCUUCUAGGCACGCAACCUUUCUCUUUGCUCCAGGAAUUGUAUCCCACCUCUAAGUUCUUCAUUGGUUUAGAUAUUGAUUUAGGGGACAACCUAACUAGUUUUAAAUGCUCUGAAAUCCCAUUUAGGAGGAAAAGCAGAAAGCUAAAUGUGCUUAAUAUUUCCACUGAAAUCAAUGUAUGGCUAGAAAGGGCAUCUCCAUCCCGCACAUUCAGGGCAGGUUAUAAUCUGUUAAAAAUACAGACUCCUUUGCCAGCUCUUACAACCCAACUCUCAUCCAUAUUAUUCCUCUGUUUGCCAGAAUCCAGAACCAUGUUUAGGGCUUUAUCAGUCACAGACUGAUCUUUGAAUUACUGAUGUACCAGUGUCUUCCGCUUCUAUCGACCUCCCUCUGCCAUGAACUAGCAGCUGGAACAUCCAUAAUGCCAUCAAGGGCAGCCUGUGUCUUGCAGUGGUCUAGGCACAAAUCGGGGAGAAAAGGCCACUUGAACUUCAAGAGAGGGAAUGCAGAAGACAGUUCAGGGAUGGCGAACUGGCAGCCUGAGGGGAAGGCUCCUUUCCUGUCACGUGACCUCUUGCAGCUUGACCCUAUGGGUGGACUUAUUUGGAUGGAUAGUCCUCCCUUGUGCUGAUUUACUCCUGGCCCAUGCCAUUUCCUGAGUGACCCCACAGAGGAGAAAGCACAGCCCAAGCAAAAAGCAGAGACUGGUGCCCUGCUUAUUGCUUCCAUCCAUGCAAAAUCCUGCACCACCUGCAAGAUUUGAAGUCAAGAAGGACGCAAUUACAGCCACAGCCUUGCAGGUCUCCUGGAGUCCAUCCCCAGGAAAGGUAGACUGGUAUAAGCUACAGUUGUUUGAUAACACAAAAAAAGUUGCAGAGAUCCAAGUUCCUGGAGGCACUUCACAAAAUCAACACACUUUUACCAAUCUUGUCCCUGGCAGCAGAUACACUAUCUCAAUCACUGCAGCUGCUGGAAAUAAAAAAAGUGCUUCAGUCGAUAUCAGCGGUUCAACGGUUCCUUCUCCCGUGGAAAAUGUCAAGGUCUUAGUCAAGAUGGAGUCAAUCCACGUGUCUUGGUUGCCAGGAGUUGGAAAUGUGGAUCAAUAUAGGCUUGUUUUACUCCCUAAAGAUGGUCCAGUUCAAGAAAGAGAUCUAGAGAAACAGUACUUGUCAUGCAAUUUUUCAAGACUAACACCAGGAUAUCUGUAUAAUCUCACAAUAAUUGCCAAGGCUGAUGGGCUGGAGAGCUACAUUUUUAAACACAUUAGGACUGUCCCAGCCAGUGUCGUAGAUUUGAUAGUAUCUAAUGGUGGCAGCUCAAAUACAUUAAAAGUAUCAUGGAAGAAGCCUCCAGGAAACUUUGAUUUCUACAAUAUCACCUUAAUUCAUCUGGGAUCUGUUAAAGAAUGGAAAACUUUACAACCACAAGUCACGGAAACAUAUUUUGACAAGCUAAUUUCAGGACGCCUUUAUCAAGUUAAUGUCAGCACAGUCAGUGGUGAACUGUUCACCGAAAUGACAGCAUAUGGAAGAACGGUUCCCCAGCAAGUUCCAGAACUCAAAGCAGACAGUAUGGGUUCAUUGAGAUCUCUGAAAGUGAGUUGGCUGCCCCCUAGUGGAGACUGGGACAAGUACUAUAUUGUGCUGUUCGACCACGCCACGGUGUUGCUGAAUACUACAGUUCAGAAGGAUAAAAGAGAAUACAGUAUCAAAGAUUUAGGGCUCAUUCCUGGAAGGGAAUAUGAAGUGGCUGUUACUGUAGAAAGUGGAGGCUUGCAAAACACAGCACGCUGCAAAGGCAGAACAGCUCCACAGCCCGUUCUUCUGCUCCGCAUCAAGCAUGCAAAUGAGUCCUCUCUAAGUAUCAUGUGGGCAACCCCAGUGGCUGACUGGGAUAAAUAUGUGGUUUCAUUGGAAGACAGAACACUCAUUGCCAUAAACAAGGGUCUUGAUAAGGAGGCCACGGAAUUCACGUACACUAACUUGCUACCUGGACGAAAGUAUACAGCCAUUGUCACCAGCAUAAGUGGGAAUCUGAGCAACUGGACUUCAGUUGUUGGACGCACAGUUCCAGCUCAGGUGACAUGUUUACAUGUGGCAAACCAAGGAUCAACUGACAGUCUCUUCACCAACUGGACAAGGGCACUAGGAGACGUCGAUUCAUACCAAGUGUUGCUCAUUCAUGAAAAUGUGGUCAAAAAAAAUGAGAGUGUUUCCAGUGACACCAAUAAAUACCACUUCCAUUCUCUAAAGCCUGGAGGACUCUAUUCAGUGGUUGUCACCACAGUUAGCGGAGGAAUAAUUUCCAGACAAGCAAUUGCUGAAGGAAGGACAGUUCCUUCCAGCGUCAGUGGAGUAACAGUGAACAAUUCAGGGCGCAGUGACUACCUGAGUGUUUCCUGGCUGCCAGCCGACGGGGAUGUGGAUAGCUAUUUGGUGACGCUCUCCCAUGCAGGGCAGAAUAUUCACACUGUCACUGUUGCAAAAUCUGCCAACGAAUGUUCCUUCAACACUCUCACUCCUGGGAGACUCUACGACGUGACAAUAACCACAAAGAGCGGAAAGUAUGAAAAUCAUUCGUUCAGUCAGGAAAGAACAGUGCCUUCAAGUGUCCAGGGACUUACGGUGAGCAAUUCUGCAAGAAGUGACUAUUUAAAGGUGUCCUGGCUGCACGGCACAGGAGACUAUGAUAAUUAUGAAGUGAUCAUCAAACACAACAAUGACUUCAUCCAAACAAAAAAAAUCCCCAAGGAUGAAAAUGAAUGUGUGUUCACUAACCUGGUUCCGGGAAGACAGUACAGUAUCACUGUUAGCACAAGGAGUGGAAAAUAUGAAACUAGUGAAAGGGCCAAUGGAAGGACAGUCCCAGGAUCUGUGAAGAAAUUAACACUUAGUGAUAGAAGCACUGAAUCACUACAUGUUACCUGGUCUAAAGCUGAUGGUGAUGUUGAUCAAUAUGAGAUUCAACUUCUCUUCAAUGACAUGAAGGUUUUCCCACCCAGUCAGCUUGAAAACACAUUUGAAAAUUUCCAGUUUACAUCUCUCACUCCAGGACGCCUUUACAAAAUUCUUGUCGUGACCAGAAGUGGAGAAGCACAACGUACUGCUUUCAUAGAAGGACUGACAGUUCCCAGUGCUGUUAAGAGCAUUCAUAUUUCACCCAGUGGAAUGACCAACAGCUUGAAAGUGAAUUGGACCCCUGGAGGAGGAGAUGUUGAUUCUUAUACCGUCACGAUAUUCCAUCAGAACCAACCCCUCGACACCCAGACUGUUUCCAAACAUGUGUAUGAGUACACAUUUAACAAACUGAUCGCAGGAGAGCAGUACAAGGUUGUUGUCCAGACAAAGAGUGGCUCCUUGUACAACAAUUCAACAGCCUCUGGAAGAACAAUUCCAGCUUCUGUUCAGGAACUGCACGCUGACAAUGAGUACAGCAGCCAUACACUGAUCAUAACCUGGCACAGCGCCGCUGGUGUGGCUGAACGAUAUGACAUCCUCCUCUUGACUGAGCAAGGCAUCCUUCUAAGGAAUCAAUCAGAACCAGCUACUUCUAAACAGCACAAAUUUGAAGAUUUAAUACCAGGCAAGAAAUAUAAAAUACAAAUGUUGACACUCAGUGGUGGCCUUUUCAGCAGCCGAGCAGAAACUGAAGGCCAAACAGCUCCAGCAGCUGUCACAAAUCUGAAGGUAACAGAAAGAACCACUGGGCGCCUGUCAUUUAGCUGGACUGCUUCUCAGGGAGAGCUGGACAAAUACGAUAUCUUUCUUUACAAUCCAGACAAGUCUCUUCAGGACAGAAUUUCAGGGGGGAAGAAUUUCCAACAAUAUUCUUUCCAGAACUUGGUGCAGGGCAGGUUGUACAAAAUGGUGAUUGUUACCCACAGUGGCAAGCUUACUAAUGAAUCAUCCAUCUCUGGGAGAACAGUUCCAGCUCCAGUUAGCAAUCUCAAAGGAUCUAAUAAGAACAUGACAGAGAGUCUGUGGUUCACCUGGAACCCCGCCUCAGGAGACGUUGAUCAUUACGAACUGCAUCUUUACAACCCAAAUGGCACCCAGAAGGAAGCACAGCGUGGGAAGGACUUGACAGAGUGGAAUUUCCAGGGCUUAGUCCCUGGUAGAAAAUAUACCCUUGUUGUUGUUACCUAUAGUGGUGAGCUGACCAAUACAGCAAACACUGAGGCAAGAACAGUGCCAAUCCCUCCAAAUACCGUAUCCUUUGCUGAUGUCACAAACACCUCCUUGUCCAUCACGUGGCUGGGUCCUCCAGACUGGACAGACUAUGAUGACUUUGAGCUGCAGUGGACUCCAAGAGACAUCCUCACAGUUUUCAAUCCUUACAGCAGUGGCAAAUCAAAAGGUCGCAUUGUAUAUGGCCUCCACCCAGGGAGACUCUACCACUUCAGUGUCAGGAGUGUUAGUGGCAUCAUGCGGAAGACUUACAGUAAAUCACUUUCUGGAACUGUGCGGACAAGACCAGACAAGAUUCAAAGUCUACACUGUCGACCACAGAAUUCUACUUCCAUUGCAUGUUCCUGGGUCCCUCCUGACUCUGACUUUGAUGGAUAUAGCAUUGAAUGCAAGAAAAUGGAUACUGAAGAGAUUGGAUUUUCCAGAAGAAUAGACAGAUAUAUAUCUGUGUUUAACAUCAUGAUGCUUGUGCCCCACACAAGAUAUUUGGUGUCCAUCAAAGUACAAUCAGCUGACAUGACCAGCGAGGUGGUAGAAGAGAGCACUAUCACUAUGAUCGAUCGCCCUCCACCACCACCUGCACAUAUCCGAGUGAACAAGAAGGAUGUGAUCAUUACCAAAUCUUCCAUCCAUUUCACUUUCAAUUGCAGCUGGUUCAGUGAUACCAACGGUGCUGUGAAAUACUUUACUGUGGUUGUGCGGGAAGCUGACGGCAGUGAAGGACUGAAGCCAGAACAACAUCACCCUUUACCUUCUUACUUGGAAUACAAAAACAACAAAUCUAUCCAAAUCUAUCAAACAGAUUAUUUUGCAAGUAAAUGCACUGAAAGCCCUGACAGCUUUUCAAAGAGCUUUGAUAUUAAGCUUGGUGGAGAGAUGGAAAAUCUGGGAGGAAAGUGUGACCCAAAUCAGCAAAAAUAUUGUGAUGGACCAUUAAGACCCAGCACUGCCUAUAGGAUCAGUAUCCGAGCUUUCACACAACUUUCUAGAGAAGAACUGAAGGAACACCCCGAGCCCCUGUUCUCAGAUACCUAUUUCUCUUUGCCAAUCACUACUGAGUCAGAGCCCUCAUUUGGAGUUAUAGAAGGAGUGAGCGCCGGUGUAUUCCUAAUCAUUACACUGGUGGCUGUUACUGCAUUGUUCGUCUGCAGACGAAAAGUAAACAGUGGCCAUGAAAGGCCAACCGUGAGAGUGAGCUUACGCAAGGACAGGCCACUUUCCGUCCACUUGAACUUGGGACAAAAAGGGAGCCGAAAAACUUCCAGCCCAAUAAAGGUAAAUCAGUUUGACAUGCACUUCACUAAACUCCAGGCAGAUUCCAACUACCUUUUGUCCAAGGAAUAUGAGGAUCUAAAGGAUGUGGGCCGAAACCAAUCAUGUGACAUAGCACUUCUGCCAGAGAACCGAGGAAAAAAUCGAUAUAAUAAUAUAUUGCCCUAUGACACAACAAGAGUGAAACUUUCAAAUGUAGAUGACGACCCGUGUUCCGACUAUAUCAAUGCAAGCUACAUCCCAGGCAAUAAUUUUCGCAGGGAAUACAUCGCAACUCAAGGACCUCUGCCUGGCACAAAGGAUGAUUUCUGGAAAAUGGCAUGGGAACAAAAUGUUCACAAUGUUGUCAUGGUAACCCAAUGCGUUGAGAAGGGUCGGGUAAAAUGUGACCAUUACUGGCCCUUUGACCAAGAUUCCUUAUAUUAUGGUGACUUAAUUGUCCAAAUGCUAUCUGAGUCUGUGCUCCCAGAAUGGACAAUAAGAGAGUUUAAGGUUUGCAGUGAGGAGCAACUUGAGUCCUCCCGACUUAUUCGUCAGUUCCAUUAUACUGUGUGGCCUGACCAUGGUGUUCCAGAAACCACCCAGUCCCUCAUCCAAUUUGUGAGAACUGUACGAGAUUACAUCAAUCGAACACCUCAUGCUGGACCAACCAUAGUACACUGCAGUGCUGGAGUUGGUAGAACGGGCACAUUCAUUGCACUGGAUCGAAUUCUUCAGCAGUUGGAUUCAAAGGAUUCUGUGGAUAUCUAUGGGGCAGUGCAUGAUCUGAGGCUUCACAGGCUUCACAUGGUUCAGACAGAGUGCCAGUAUGUAUAUUUGCAUCAAUGUGUGAGAGAUGUUUUAAGAGCAAGAAAGCUACGCAGUGAACAGGAAAACCCCUUAUUUCCAAUAUAUGAAAAUGUGAAUCCAGAGUAUCACAGAGAUGCUGUUUAUUCAAGACACUAAGGCUGUAACAUUCCUGCUUUUUGCAGUCUGUCUGUUAGCUAUUUUUAAUUAAUUUUAAAAAAUAUUUUAUGCACUACAAAAGUGCCAGACAUGUUUGAAGCUGUGUAUAAUUUAUUGGUCUGGUGAAAUUUUAAAGUAUAUAAUUUAAAUAUAAUAGAUUUUGUAUAUAAAUGUAUUUUGAUAUGUAAAUAUGUAUGUUAUCUAUUUUAUAUUAAGCUUCAGAUAAUACUAUUUUUCCAUGCUAAAGUUAUUUUAAUGAAUUAUUCCUUAUAGACUGCAAAAUCAUAUUGCAGCAUGAAUUAUUCCUCAUGCUGCAAAACUAGCAAGACUUUUAAACUUUGCCCAAUGCUGCAAAGGUCCUUUAAGUGUAAGGCAUGGGUGGGCAAUCUUCACAUCCUCAUCUAGCCACUGCUUGCAUGUGCGUGAGGCAAGACUUGUAGGUUGUUUAGACUCCUGAAGAUAGCAAAAUUUCUUAAAUAAACUACUUCCCAGCCCUUAUGGUUGCAGAUAGAUGAUACCAGUGACUUUGUAAUGCUGAGAAACAAAUGUGCCAAACUCUAACUAAAGAAUCAGAGGUUUUUAACUAACAUGCCUAUCAAACAAUCUUUUCUUCCCUGUCAAGGGAAUUUAAGAAACUUGAUUUUCUUUUUCUGUUGAACUGUAAGCAUAAAGUAAGGUCUCGAACAUCCCACGGCAUCCAGUGUUACACUGAAAAUAGCAUUUCUGGCAUCAGCAUACAGUUUAUUUCCAGUGUAACCCUGUGCUCAAUUUCAUUAGUAACCAGAUGCUUGAAUGGGCCAGUUUUAUAAAGAUGAUGUAAUAUGUUAGGACAAUAAAGAACAGAUGCAGGACAUUAAAUAAUUAAAUUAAUUAAAGGAUGCAAUCCUGUACAUGUUUAGACAGAAAAAAAUCCUACAUCACUCAGCCUAUCCCAGAUAGCCAAGCUGUUGUAGGACUUUGCAUGUCUAAGCAUACAUUAGAUUUGUGUCCUUAAACAUCUUUGCUUAAUGGGACAAUGAGAGACAAAGUGCUUCUAACAGUAACACUAAUUGCAAUUCCUAAAUAUAAAGCAAGCAUUGAGCCUGAUCUAAAAAAAAACUUGCAGUAAAUAACCAUGUAUAGAACAGAAAUACAUGGAUGCCGGCAUUCUAGAUCCAAAGCCAAGCCAUUCUUAUAGCAUGUUGACAAAAUUUUGAAGACAGACCAAGAGUUUGAUGAUGAUAGAAAAGGCCAAACUUUCAUCUGCCUAGUAAAGACACAAAGUCUUAUCCAUCCAAGGCAAAAAGAAUGCAAAAAGAAUGAAUUGUAGCCCUUUAAAACAUUUUAAUGACAUAAAAUGUUUUCAGCAUUGUGGGUCAUUGCAAAUGAUGCUGGGUCAGGGGGAUGGGGAGGAGAUGGAUGAAUUACAUUUUUAUCACAUCAUGUGAUGUUUCUGGAGAUUGUCUACAUAAGGAAACUUUGCAGUAUAUUAUUUUUGACUUCACUUGUAAGCGACCUUUCAAACAAAAUGACCAAACUGCUGAUCUACAGCAGAUCUUGCUGCCCAGAAUGAGGGGCAUCCACCCAGGGAAUUUUACAAAGGACUGGAAAUAUAACAGACGGAGGUUGUGUAAUACUUCUCCUGAUAAACUAUGGGUGAUGAGCACUGUAUAUAAGGAGCAAUCUGCAGCCCCCAGACACUCAAUACUUAAUGAGAGUGUAAAUGCUGAUCAACAUGAUCUAAAACUGCCUUGAUGUUUGCGUGCAACUUGAAGCACACACUCACUGGCUAUGGUCAUCCAACUCCUUUAUCCUAUUUAGUGUGUGAUGAAAACUAUAGCUUCUUUCUGCUCUUCAAAUCACACAUUUAAAACUGAUCAGGCAGAGUUUGGGAAUCAACCAAUCCUAAGAACCCUCCAACACUUUUCCAAUCUUCCAGUUGCUGGUGUUCUAUGUAGUAACACUGGGUAUAACCUUCCCAUAACUCUGACCCCCAAAGGAAUUCUCUCAGAACAUUGGCCCUGUUGAAUGGAAGUGCAAAAGUGUACUUUUGAGUGCCCUGGUCUUCUGUCACUGGAGGACACUGAAAGAUCGGUAGGCUUCUGUCAUAGAUGUGUUGCUAAAAUCAGGUAACCAUGGAAUCUGUUUAGACUGGUUGGUUGCAGGCUCACAUGAGCAGAAAAUCGAAUUUGGAAUCAUUUGUUGAUCCUAGGAGAAAGGAAAUGGGAACUAGUACAACCCUUGUCACCAAGGAGACAGAUGGAGCAGAUGUUUCUUCCUUUUUAGCAUUUUAUGGGCCAGGUAUUUUGCUACAGCAAAGUGCAUGCCAGUGAAUGAUUGAGAAGAAAACUCCCACCAUGGGUCUGUAAAAUUUAGCCCAACUGAAGUGGAUUUAUUCCACAGAAUCUUCAAACCAUGUAUAUUCUGUGUAUAGAUUCAGGGGCUCCACAGACUUUGCACAGUUCUUUUUGAGAUGCCACAAUCCCAAUAUAAAUCUGGUGUCAGUUUCUGGCUGCUUGGUAUUUCUCCCCUAGCAAGGACAUCUGUGAUCCUAGUCUGACUGAACUUUCUCCAACCUGGUGCCUUCCAAAUGGUUUGGACUUCAGCAUCUACCAUCCCAGCCAUAUGGUCCAUGCUCAGAAAUGUUGGCAGCUGUAGUCCACAAUAUCUGGAGCCAGUGUGGUGUAGCGGUUAAGAGUAUGGGACUAGGAUUCAGGUGAUCCGGGUUCUAGCCAUGGAGCCAACUGGGUGACUUUGGGCCAGUCACAGACUCUCAGCCCAACUCACCUUACAGGGUUGUUGUGAGGUUAAGAUUAGGAGGGAAAGGAGCAUGUAAGCUGCACACCUUCAUAAGAAGGUCAGCAGGAUAGGAAAGGCUGGCUGACCUUUCUCCACAUAGGUAUGUCAGGCAAUUCUGAAUUCUGGGCAACAGCUGCAUCUAACAUGCCUUGAAGGCAUUGCUCCACGCCACCACUGCAUGUAGUGACCAAAGCCAUAUCCCUUGUAUGAAUUUCCAAAGUUCCUUCUCACAAAAGUCCAUCACAAACAUGAUUGAAUAUUCAGUACUGGAACAUAUAAAAAGGAACAGUUGUCAUUUCUUUGUCCUGCAAAAGUAGCACAACUUAAACUCAUUGAGUUGUGGGGAGGGACAGAAAUCUGCCCUGGAGACAGCUAGCCCACUUACUAAGAUUGGUUUGGUUUUAAAAAGAAGUCAGAAAGUUGUGAUUCCAAGGGGAAGUGGAAAGAGCAGUGUUUGUCAGGAUUAUGAAUUGAAAUUAUCGUUUCCCUGUUUACUUAGCAAGACCAUAAAAGGGCUAAUUUUAAUCAUCAAAGCCUUGAGCCUCUUUUGAGGGCAAUGAAUCUGGUGUUCAUUGGCAAACCUGUUCUUCUGGCACCAUAGGAAAUGAGAUUAGUUACCUAUAAUACAAUUACAAUGUGGUGAACUACUCUGAAAAAAUAACAAGUGCACUAUAUAAAUUAUCCCAGUAUCUAUUGUGGUGUCAUCUUUCUGCUGAGGGAAUGAAUCCAAUUCAAUAAUAUAUGAUGUGAGAGCAAGCAUUUUGGAAUGUGCAUCCUAUCUAAAAGAUAGUUUAUCAUUCUUCAAAGAAUACAAAUGACAUUCAAUUUUCUCAUUUCUCUUUUCUCCUUAAUUUUUCAUCUUUGUAUGCAUUAUGUAUACAAAUAAGACUGCAUCAUUCUCCGACUUCCAAUAGAUAUUCUAACCAUUUCGAGACACCAUGCUUGUGAUUGGUUUCUGAAACUCUCCCUUCCUGUUUGAAUCAAAUAACAAAUAGUCCUGUGUAUAGCAGGCUUCAUAUUUACCUCUGAUGAGUAAAAGUAGCACGCACUUUGCAUGCAGAAGGUACCAUUAUAAUGAAAUAGACCAACCUAUUCAGCAGAAUGUCAAAACAAACUGAAAUAGGGAAAGAGUGGGGUGGGGCAGGAGUCCUAAAACUUACCUCAUAAUCCAGUAGUUCUAGUGUCCUGCAAAUGAGCGCUGAUGUGUAUUUACAGAAACUGAACUGAGAAUGCCCUCCAAGCGCUGAAUGUGGAUUCCUUAUUGUGCUCAUCGAGCAUUUCAUGCCAAAAGAGUAGUGCAGCCCUUAAACAUGUACAGAGUUCUAUGUGCCAAGCGGAGCUCUAGAAAUAGUAUGUUACUGAAAUAGAAAAAAUAACUCCUGAACUAAGCCCUUGCUUCAAAACAUAAAACUAGUUUGGGAAUUGCUACUUAGCAAUCAAACACUUCUGAUGAGCUGCAAUCUAUCUGCAAAUGUCCCACUGUUAGGUGUAAUAGAAGACGUACAUGAUCAAGAACCAAAAAUUAGCCCUGUGUGAUGCAAGAUGCUUCAUCCAAUACUUACUGGCUUUUACAUCACAGAAAAAAGAAAUGAAAAGAAUAUGACAAUAGUCUGAAGUUGAUCCAUUUUAUAACUAAUAUACAGAAAGUAUAGCUUGUGUUCAUAGUUAAUGCAAGCAAAGCAUUUUAAAUGCUUGGUACCCAGUUUUGCAACAUAUUUUCUUGUUAAGUCAAUAAGUAAAAUUUGCUUCCUAAAGUCAAAACUCCUCUGGAUUUCAAGAUAAUAUCCCCCAUUAAACUACUAUUAUGAUCUAAUCUAAAUUGCCUGUUUUCCCUUUCUGUUCAAAUAUCAAGCAAAUGCUGCCAAAGAACAAUGUGGUAUUUUAUGCAAUAAUAUAUGGACAGCCAGUUAAGAGAUUAAACACACACAUACAGCAAGAGGGGAAAGGAAAGGAAGAAGAAUGGAUGCAGAUGCAGAUGCAAAGUAGGCUGCAGAUUACAGUGCGAUUGUAUAAAAUAACAGUAUAUUUUAGUCCAAUUCCAUUAAGAUCAAGGAGAUUUGUUAAGCAUCACCUCAUCAUCAAUAGCCUUGCAGAAGAUUCAUAAAACACCUACAGAAUCAGAGAGCUAUAACUGUGUGGCCUCCUUAUACUGAGUACACCAACAAAAUAAAGCACUUGAAAGACUUUUAAAGCCCUUGAAGGAAAUAGUCCCUUCAGUGAACUCAUUACGUUUAACUGAUACUGUUUAAAAAAUGACAUCCUAUUACACGUAACAGUGAUUAAUUUUCCAUGGGUUGAAAACAAAAAUUGUGUUGGUAAAAGUCAAUAGACCCAAGCAAAAUAUGUAAUUCUGGAAAAUGAUUUACAACAUCUUAGCAAUUAAUUUGAAAUAUGAAUGCUAUAAAUUCUGUACCGUUGAAGAAUUGAAAAAUUAUCUGAGGAAUUAUAUUACCUUGUUACAUGCCACAUAUGGUGCCUAGCUAUGCUUCUAACAAACCAUUUACCAACAAAGGGCUACUGUUAAUUUAUAUUAUGUAUUUUAAGUAUAUUUUUAUAUUGAAAUCAACCAAUUCAAUAUUUCUGAGCACCUGUCACACUUUCUUUAUGAAUGACUCAUAAAUAAAACAAUUGCUUAUUUAAAACAA